Aegilops tauschii subsp. strangulata is the source of this 4129-nucleotide messenger RNA. Lineage: Eukaryota; Viridiplantae; Streptophyta; Magnoliopsida; Poales; Poaceae. The record is from RefSeq and is a predicted model, not a curated record.
GAACGGUGGCGGCUUUCUUCCUCAUCCCUUUCUCCUCACAAGAACAGCUUGGCUGAUUGUAUCCGGAUUCGAGUUGUAUCUGUAAUUGAGCGAUAGAUCGAUCGAUACCCUCACAUCCUGGUAUCAGAGACCACUCCACCACUCCUCUCCGCCGCGCCAACUCACGAGACUCGCCACCGCGUUCAAGCGCGGCAAGUUCUCCUCGCCACCAUGGAUCCGGCCCUCAAGGAGUACCUGGACAAGCUACACCAAGACGCCAAGGCCGACUCCGCACACGUCCUCAAGCAACUGCAGACCCAGUCGUCGCAGAUAUCGAGGAUCUCCUCCGCUGGAAACCCGAUCUGGAGGCGAGGUUCGCGAAGCUGGAGACCACCGUGGUGACCCUGCAAGCCGCGGCGCCAUCUGCAACCAACGGGGCGGCGCUCCACAACGCCCUCCCACCGCUGCUCCAAACGCGCGGACCACCUCCCGGGCCCGAUGGCCAUGGCGUCGCUGAUCUCACCGGGGGGGGGGGGGGCCGUCGGCGACCUCCGUGUCGCCGGCGGCACUCCCGGUCACAGGUACGGUUCCGCUUCCGAUUGUUCCUGCCGCUACAGCCCCGUUUUCCUCAUCAAUUCUCACCACAUUAGGCCAGCCACCACCAUCCAUGAGCUUCCCUGUUUUCUCCGGCGACAACCCACAGCUCUGGAAAACGCUGUGCGAGCAGUAUUUCCAGAUGUUCCCCGUCCACGAUUCUUACCGUGUUCCUAUGGCCAUCUUAAAUUUCUCUGGUCCGGCGAGCAUCUGGCUCCAAUCUGUCCAGAAGAAACUUAUCGGGCUGGACUGGGAUUCGUUCACAUCUCUGCUCUGUACACGUUUCGGCCGAGACAAACACCAAAUGCUCAUCCGCCAAUUCUAUGCCAUCAAACAGACCACAUCUAUCGCUGAUUUCAUCGAGCGCUUCGAGUCCCUGAUGAAUCACCUAAUAUCAUAUUCAGAGUUCACUCACCCAUAUUUCUUUUUGACUCAUUUUGUCGAGGGCCUGCGACCGGACAUUCGAGCGUGGUGCUCGUGCAACGCCCACCGAACUUGGAUACGGCUUGUUCGCUGGCCCUACUUCAGGAGGAAGUGGCCGACGGUGAACUUCCGAUCGGCCGCGCCAUCGGCAACGGCAGCCAGGGGAACCAUCCACGCACGGCGACGCCUUCGUUCUUCGGUCGACCUGCUACACCAACUGUGGUCUCCGAGGAUCGACGCGGCACCGAUGCCGCACGCGCCAACUCUGAGAACAGCAAGGUCGCGGCACUCCGGCAGUUUUGCCGCGCGAAGGGCCUCUGCUUCAAGUGCGGGGAAUGGUGGGGCAAGGAUCACGUGUGCCCACCGACCGUACAGAUGCACGUCGUCGACGAACUCCUCGCCAUGUUUGCCCAAGAUGACCUCGCCAUCGAGUCGCCCCCUCUAUCACCAACUUCUGAAGAAGAGAACCUGUGCACUCUCUCGCGCCAGGCAGAGGAUGGUUCGUCAGACCCGGGUGUUCUUCAGCUACAGGCAUGGCUCCAAGGGCACGAGAUCCUGCUGCUUGUUGACUCAGGCAGCUCUACAUCCUUCGUCGACAGCACUCUGGCCACCAAGCUUGAAGGAGUAAUGCCAUUACCGCUGCCAUGCAAGGUGCGUGUCGCCGAUGGCAACACCAUACCUGCAACCGUUUCAUCCCAGCUUGUUCGUGGAUCACGCAAGGGCACGAGUUCACAACGGAUUUCAAAAUCCUGAAGCUGGGCUCCUAUGAUGCAAUCCUUGGGAUGGAUUGGCUGCGCCAACACAGUCCCAUGAGCAUCGACUGGGUUGCGCAACAGUUAAAUGUCACCACCCCCGCUGGCCGCCUCCACCUGUCUGCAAUCUCUUCGGAUCAAACUCAGUGCUCUGUUAUCUCUGCCCCAGAGUUGCUCAAGGCCUGUAAGCAGGGAUCAGUUGCUCACAUUAUCCACCUCAACUCCCUUGAUGGCAGCAGUGAGCACGACGCACAGAUGCCGGUCGAGGUACUGCGGCUACUUGAGUAGUUCACUGACGUGUUCGAAGACCCGCGUGGCCUCCCGCCGCAUCGUGAGUGCGACCAUCGCAUACCUCUGAUGGCAGGCGCGCAACCUGUCACAUCCAGGCCCUACCGGUACAAGCCAGAACUGAAAACAGAGAUAGAGCGGCAAGUUCAAGAACUGCUCGAUGUCAGAAUAAUUCAAAAAAGCUCUAGUCCCUUUUCAUCCCCAGCUCUGUUGGUCAAGAAGAAGGGCGGGACUUGGCGUCUGUGUGUCGACUACCGUCGCCUCAACUCCAUGACCGUAGUGCGCAAGUUUCCUAUACUGAUUAUCGAUGAGCUACUCGAUGAACUUGCCGGUGCCAAAUGGUUUUCGAAGCUCGACCUUCGCGCUGGAUUUCACCAGAUCAGGAUAGCCGAGGAAGAAGAGUACAAUACGGCAUUUCAGACUCAUUCAGGCCACUGGGAAUUCCGUGUCAUGCCCUUUGGAGUUGCUGGUGGCCCUUCAACCUUCAAUGGCGCCCUGACCACAACUCUCAAGCCGGCAAACCGUGUCUGCGUCAUCUCAUUCUUCGAUGACAUCCUCGUCUUCAGUAAGACCUUCUCUGACCAUCUCCAGCACCUCACCCUCGUGCUGCAACUGCUACGCAAAGAUCACUGGCAAGUGAAGCAGUCAAAGUGUUCCUUUGCCCAGCGCCAGAUAUCCUACCUCGGGCAUGUCAUUAACGAGCAAGGUGUCUCUACGGACCCAACCAAGAUCCAAACAAUUUAGAACUGGCCUGUUCCUGAGUGUGCAAAGGAGGUGCGCAGCUUCCUCGGGCUGGCAGGUUAUUACCGCAAGUUCAUCAAGCACUUUGGGAUCAUUGCCCGUCCUCUUUUCACGUUACUGAAGAAGAACCAGCUAUUCGUUUGGACGAGUGACACACAACAAGCAUUUGACACACUCAAGGAGAAACUGAUAUCUGCACUAGUUCUGCAGCUGCCGGACUUCAGCAAGCAAUUCGUGAUCGACACGGAUGCCUGUGCCUACAGGGUAGGAGCUGUACUGCAACAAGAAGGGCACCCGAUUGCUUACUUGAGCAAAGCGCUCGGUCCCAAGAACAGAGGUUUGUCCACAUACGAGAAGGAGUGCAUGGCGAUCCUCAUGGCUGUCGAUCAGUGGCGUCCCUACCCGCACACGGACGAGUUCAUCAUCCGCACCGAUCAACGCAGCCUGAUUCACCUCGACGACCAGCACCUAUCAACACCAUGGCAACAAAAAGCCUUCACCAAAUUGCUGGGUAUGAGAUACAAGAUCUGUUACCGAACCGGUGCUUCCAACACCAAGGCCGACGCACUCUCUCGACGCACUCCUGAUGCAUCGCUAGCAGCUAUUUCAGUCUGGGCUCCAACUUGGCUGACUGACAUUCAAGACAGUUAUGCAUCAAAUCCUCAAGCUCAGAAGAUCAUCACAGACCUCGAGUGCUGACCAGACCCCAAGCAACGCUUCACCAUGCGGGAUGGACUGCUAUAUUUUCGCAACAGACUCUGGCUGGGAGGGUCUCCAUCCAUGCAGCAGCGCGUGCUCCGCGCCUUCCAUGACAGCACAGUCGGCGGUCACUCUAGUGCGCCAGCAACUUAUCGACGUCUGCGUCGCCUGUUCGCCUGGCCUAAAAUGAAGGAGCAGACGCGCCAGUACGUGCAAUCGUGCACUGUGUGCCAGCAAGCGAAGCCGGAGCGUGUCCGUUACCCCGGACUCCUCGAGCCCCUGCCUAUCCCAGACCGCGCCUGGAAGGUGGUCACCAUGGACUUCAUCGAUGGGCUGCCCACUUCUGGCAAGUUCAACUGCAUCCUCGUGGUGGUCGACAAGUUCACAUGCUACGCGCACUUUCUACCUCUGAGCCACCCCUUUACUGCUGCCAAGGUGGCUCACUCAUACUUGGAGAACGUCUACAAGCUCCACGGGCUGCCCGCUGCUAUCGUCUCCGACAGGGAUCCAGUCUUCACCAGCACCUUUUGGCGCGAGUUGUUCAAGACCAUCGGGACUGAACUGAACAUGAGCACGCCAUACCAUCCCCAAACAGACGGACAGACCGAGCGCGUCAACCAGUGUUUGGAGAUCUAUCUGCGCUGCUUCAUCCA